This is a messenger RNA of Xylona heveae TC161, 1739 nucleotides long. Its product is annotated as tyrosyl-tRNA synthetase. Lineage: Eukaryota; Fungi; Ascomycota; Xylonomycetes; Xylonales; Xylonaceae. The record is from RefSeq and is a predicted model, not a curated record. Gene Ontology annotation, molecular function: tyrosine-tRNA ligase activity; ATP binding. Bases 154 to 1410 code for a protein of 418 amino acids. The transcript has 3 exons. Gene Ontology annotation, biological process: tyrosyl-tRNA aminoacylation.
CCUCUGCGUCGAUACCCUUUAGCAGCAAACACAGGUAAAAAUCCGGCUCUCUAACCGGUCUCUGUGACUUUUUUUUCUUUCCCGAAAACUGCAGUCAUUUGCCAAAGAAUUCAGAUUCGAACUUUGCCCCGCCCACAGAUCGGAAACCCCACCAUGGCGGACCUGACCCCUCAGGAGAAGAUUGCCCUCAUUGGGGAGAAUCUCCAGGAAAUUAUGAAGCCGGAGAUUAUCGAGGAUGUGAUUGUCAAGCAGAAUCGGCCUCUGGUCCUCUACUGGGGUACCGCAACAACUGGGCGACCGCACUGUGGCUACUUUGUGCCCAUGGUGAAACUGGCACAAUUUCUGCGUGCUGGUUGUAGGAUCAAGAUCCUUCUCGCCGACAUUCACGCCUUCCUGGACAACCUGAAGGCGCCGAUUGAGCUAGUCAACUACCGCGCCGAAUACUACAAGCAGGUCAUUGUGGCUUUGCUGACGGCUCUCAACGUGCCGAUUGACCGACUCGAGUUCGUCCUGGGAAGCAGCUACCAGCUUACUCCCGAAUACACAAUGGACCUGUUCCGACUCAGCUCCGUGGUCUCAGAGCACGACUCGAAGAAGGCUGGUGCUGAGGUCGUAAAGCAAUCCGAAAAUGCCCCGCUCAGUGGUCUCAUCUACCCGCUCAUGCAGGCCCUCGAUGAGGAGCACCUUAAGGUGGAUGCGCAGUUUGGCGGUGCCGAUCAGCGGAAGAUCUUCGCUCUUGCGGCCGAAACUCUUAGCAAACUGGGCUUCAAGGAGCGCGCGCAUCUCAUGAACCCCAUGGUGCCCGGUCUCGCGGGUGGCAAAAUGUCAGCGUCCGACCCUGACUCCAAGAUUGAUAUUCUUGACGCACCAGAGGCUAUCAAGAAGAAGCUGAAAAAGGCGUACGCCGCACCCAAGGAAGUCGAGGGCAACGGCGUCAUUUCGUUUGUCGAAUAUGUCCUGCUUCCCGUGAGCGCGCUCAAGACCGGCGAGCCCAAGUUUGUCGUCGAGCGUCGCGAGGGCGAGCCGCUUGUCUAUUCCAACAUUGAAGAGCUGAAGAAGGAUUACAUUGCCGAUAUUCUCACUCCCCAGCUCCUCAAGGCUGCCGUCACCGCUGCUCUCACCACCCUCCUCGAACCCAUUCAGAAACAAUACCAGGCCUCGCAAGCCUUCCAGGAAAUUGAAAAGAAGGCCUACCCGCCACCAGCGGCCCCGCAGAAGAAACAGAAGAAGCCCAAGGACAAGGGAACCAGACAUCCUGGCGCAGCCGCAGCCGCCAACGGCGCGCCGGUCCAAGCUCAACCUGACGGUUCGCUCAAGGGCGACAAGGCAACCGAGUUGAGCGUAGGCAAGAGCGCCGAGGAGGCCAUGGAGAAGCUGGAUCUUGCGCAGAAAGAGGUCCAGCAGUCAUGAUCAGUAUAUACAGUAAAAGGAGAUGAGCCAUGAAAGCAAACAAAAGAAACUUCCAAAGAUGUGGCCACUGGGACAGUAUGUAAAGGGCCAAAGUAGGAGAGAAGAACUAAAUAUGCAAAAUUCUUUUGCAAAUUUGACUCCAUCGAGGGGCAUUUUACACUGCUUCGACCAUUCCUCGAUCCAUCUCAAGCGUUCCGUCAAUUAUUAUGACAGCUCCCAUUUAUUUUUGUGGCGGACCAUCUGUCUCCCUGCAUUUCUUUUCUCUAGCUGAUAGAUUUCCCCUUUUUAUAUAAAAGCAUCUAAAAUACGUUAGGUAAAUAUCACGUGUC